Molecule: messenger RNA, 1294 nt
Organism: Helianthus annuus (common sunflower)
Lineage: Eukaryota; Viridiplantae; Streptophyta; Magnoliopsida; Asterales; Asteraceae
Product: protein BASIC PENTACYSTEINE2
Exons: 2
Coding region: 140-1036 (298 amino acids)
Biological process (GO): response to ethylene
Cellular component (GO): nucleus
Molecular function (GO): sequence-specific DNA binding; DNA-binding transcription factor activity
Source: RefSeq, a predicted model, not a curated record
ACACAACACUAGAUUCGGUUUAUUUAAAUAUCAAACUGAAAAAUUCUUUUUCAUACAAACUUCUCUUUCUCUCUCCUCUCUCAUCUGCUUUCUCUCUCUACAAACCCUAAAAAGGCCAUUUUCACCAACACAAUUUCAGAUGGACGAUGAUGGAUUGAAUAUGCGAAAUUGGGGCUAUUAUGAACCACCUUCAUUUAAGGAACACCUUGGUUUGCAACUGAUGUCUCCUAUAAUUGACCCCCGAGACGUCAAACCUUUAUCAUCUUCACGGGAAAACCCGUUCAUAAUGAACCCUAACGGGCUGUCUUACCACUACCCUCGCAAUUCAAUGGUUCCAGAACCACCUGUUCCAAUGCACUAUUCGAGGGACGGUUGGAUACAACGAGAAAGAAUCCUUAGUAUGUUACCCGGAAACCAUAAUUUUUCAGUUAUUCCUGAUAAUUCAGCUUCCCAAUCAAUGCACAUGAUGCAGCCAGUCGAUUGUUCAAAGGAGAUGAUUCUAGAUGAUUACGCAACGGGCGUCGGUGGUGGCGGCGGCGGCGGUGGUGACAGUGGCGGCUCUGACGGUGGUCAGUUGAAAAGAACAGCGGCGGCAUUGACUACACCUAAACAGCCAAGAGCUAAGAAGCCAAAGAAAGCACCAGCACCACCUUUACCAAAACAAAUCGGGAAUACCUCUGGUCAACGGUCAAAGUCAAUGAAGAGAAGUAUGGAUGUGGUGAUUAACGGAAUUGAUAUGGAUAUUUCCGGUAUCCCAAUACCUGUUUGCUCGUGCACCGGGGUCCCACAACAAUGUUACAGAUGGGGCUGUGGCGGGUGGCAGUCGGCUUGUUGCACAACCACCAUAUCAAUGUAUCCACUUCCGAUGAGCACCAAACGUCGUGGGGCUCGGAUUGCUGGUAGGAAGAUGAGUCAAGGUGCGUUUAAGAAGGUUCUGGAGAAACUUGCAUCCGAAGGCUAUAAUUUUGCUAAUGCAAUUGACUUGAGGGCUCACUGGGCAAAACAUGGUACCAACAAGUUUGUCACCAUCAGGUAGAUCGAAAUCCAACCUUGUUUGGUAUUAACUUGUAUAUAUGUCUGUAGCCCUUUGCAGAGGUUUACAUUGUACCUCUGUUAAUCCAUGAUUUUUCAGAGUCAUGAUACCCGUUUUUCUAGAGCGUUUAGACAUUUGCGGGUCUCGUAACGUUAUUUUAUUUUUACUAGAAAUUAUGCAAAAUGCUAUUUUUCCGGCCUCUGUUACUGGUAGAGAGUUAUGAUUCUUGAAUCACUUUUAUUGAUCUCUUUUGUUCAGUUA